AUGUACGGGGGCGAUGAAGUUUCCGCGAUCGUCAUGGACGUCGGAACACACUCCGUUAAAGCAGGAUACGCGGGACAGGACACACCGAGCGCGGUGUUUUCAUCCUCUGUCGGACGAGGCACCGGGCAACUGGGCGGUCCAUCGAAGGAUUCCGACGCGGAAAUGAAAGACGCGGACGACCCGCACGAUAUGAAACCGAAAUCGAUCCAAAACACAAACAUAUUUCGAAAGUCUCCUCAAGACAAGGAUUUUUUCGUCGUAGACUCGGAUAACAUCCGGAGAGACGACGUUGAAUAUUGCUCUCCAUUUAACGCGGACGGCGUGUUGGACGAUUUAGACGCGUACGAGGCGAUAUGCGACCAUGUGUUUCGAGGUAGGUUGUGCGUGCAAACGGCGGAACAUCCUAUUCUUUUGAGCGAGCCGGUACUGACGCCGGAGGCGAACCGGGAGAAGAUCGUGGAGUUGUUGUUUGAAAAGUAUAAAUUGCCGGCGGUUUUUUUGGGUAAAAAUCCUGUUCUCUCCUGUUUCGCGAGCGGGAAGGCGACGGGCUUGAGCGUGGAUGUUGGUGGACGCGCGGCGACGACGUGCGCGGUACACGAGGGGUACGCGUUGGUGAAGAGCGUGAUUCAAUCGAAAGCUUUAGGCGGAGAUUGCUUGACCGAAACCACUUUACGAUACAUGGAAGAGAAAAUGAAAAACGAAGUUAAACCUAGAUACGCGUUCAAGAAGAAGUUACAGACGGGUGGAAAGAACGACGGCGAGUUUAAAAUUGAAAAUUUAUCCUUUCCGAAAACGUCCAAAUCGUACAACUUGUUGAAACGACAUCAGAUUGCAGAGGACGCGAAAGCAAGCGUGAUGCGAUUAUCGGACGUGCGUUUGGAUUUAAAAAACAGCGAAAUCAACCAAAUGCCUACGGUACAGUACGAGUUGCCCGAUGGGAACACCAUUGAAGUUGGCGUGGAAAGGUUCAUCGUUCCGGAAAUUAUGUUCAACCCGGCCAUCGUGGACGAGCUGAAGUUGAAAGGACCGCCAGUGGUGGACGACAUGCAAAACGCGAUGUCGUUGCCGGCACAGGUUUUAGCGAGCAUUCAAAACGCGGACGUGGACGCCAGAAAGGAUUUGUUUGGCAACGUCAUCUUAACCGGUGGUGGAACCAUGUUUGUCAAUUGCAAAGAGCGAUUGGAAAGCGCGAUUUUCGACCACGCGCCGCAAAAUGUCAAGACGAAAGUCACCGCGAGUCAAAACGCAGUCGAACGACGAUUCGCGACGUGGAUUGGUGGGAGUAUUUUAGCCUCGCUGGGGUCUUUUCAGCAAAUGUGGAUGUCCAAGGCGGAAUACGAUGAAUACGGUGUAUCGCACAUUCACAAAAAGUGCCCUUAA
Messenger RNA from Bathycoccus prasinos, 1380 nucleotides. RefSeq lists its product with no specific name. Lineage: Eukaryota; Viridiplantae; Chlorophyta; Mamiellophyceae; Mamiellales; Bathycoccaceae. Gene Ontology annotation, cellular component: NuA4 histone acetyltransferase complex; SWI/SNF complex. Gene Ontology annotation, biological process: regulation of transcription by RNA polymerase II. The record is from RefSeq and is a predicted model, not a curated record. The transcript is spliced from 2 exons. Bases 1 to 1380 code for a protein of 459 amino acids. Gene Ontology annotation, molecular function: chromatin binding.